Molecule: messenger RNA, 3000 nt
Organism: Owenia fusiformis
Lineage: Eukaryota; Metazoa; Annelida; Polychaeta; Sabellida; Oweniidae
Source: the annotation of a GenBank genome assembly
AUGGCUGACUUCCUGUCAAAAUGGCUAACUUCCGGAACGUAUAGUCGUGGGGUAGGGCGUCCGUUACUCUUAGGGCCCGAGAUUCCCGAAAUAUGUACACGCCACCACGCCGAGGGGGGAGGGGUGGGGUCCCCGUAUGUGCCUCCCGAGCUCAGGGAGGCUCACAGAUGUCCCUCCCCAUUGGAGCCCAUGUUAGGGAGGGAAAAAGUAAGAAACAUCUUAAAAUUCAGGAGUUUGAUUCAGGAAAUGUCUGACUGUUUCUUCGCAGGAUUGUCAGCUGGGAAAUGCUUAACAUUGUUUAUGUUCUAAGGUUUUGCCACAAAUCAGUUGAAGAAUCAGUUCAAGAUUUGGAUGUUCAAGAAUCAAGAUGGACAACCUACGAAAACAUAUACCAUUUACAAGCAAAGGUUCCAGCCAAUCAGAGAGCAGAUCAGUUUUCCAUGUGACUACAGAUACUUUUUCGGUGAUGAAAAACUGUGGAGAUGUCAUAUCAAAAUACAUUGAGAUGUUAAACCAAUUCUGCAGUGCUGGUUCACAGCUUGCCAAAACAUUUUCUGAUGUCUUUCAAAAUACUCAAUUCUCCAAGUCUGCUGGCCAGUUCUUGGAUGUGAUGUCACAGAUUGAAAUGGCGACAGGUCAUACAACAGUCGAGGAAAAGACAAACAUUUUUCAGGUGCUUGAGGAGUUGGUGCUAAGUGUAGAUAAGGAUCCUAGUCAGAGUAUACACUCAGAAGACAGCUUGCAAAGUAUAAGGAGUUGCUUUAGUGCAAUAGUUCAGCUCCAUUGCCAGUUCAUAGCGACAAGUGCAGAAAUGUUGACAUCUUUUUCAAACAAGAAUACUGAGAUUACUUGUGCAUCAUUAACUAAAGAUGCCAAACCAUCAAUGAAGGAUAUAAGGUCUAAUCAACACUUCUCAAAGGUAAUACACCAAGAGGACACCUUCUCCACUUAUAAUAAAAAAGACCCCUUGAUGAACAAAAAAGUUGAAACAGUUAAAGUGAAAAAGGGAAAUAGUUCAUUUUAUGUUGAUCUUAUUGAUCUCAAUGAUGAAGCUGGUACUUCAAAAGAUCAACUUAAGACUGAUGAAACUAAACUGAAGGCUCAUGCACUUGAACUUGAUGCUGGCACAACUGGAUUUAAAGAUGGUGCUACCCCUGACCCAUGUGCUAACCCACCACUUAUCAACAUACAAGGCCCAGAGGCAGUUAUCAGUGCUGAGGCUGAGAUGGUGUCUCAAGAUGAGCUCGAUAAUGUAAUUGAUUUCCUUUCUAAGUGCCAUAAACCCCCACCCUGUAUGCAGUCUAUACCAGAGGAUGAUGUGCCAUAUACAAACCACCAUUUUUCAGGUAACGAAGGAGUUGAUGACAUGAUAUCACAACAAGCCGAUGUUCCAAUUACGCAUAGGAGGUCAUCUAGCCUUGUAGAGGAGAUACUGUCCCACAAUGAGAGGGGUCCAGUUUGGCCAAACCCCAUCAAACAACGAUCUAGUUUUCCCAGAGAUGCAUCCGUGCAACAGGACUAUUUUCCCAGUGAACCUUCAACUGCUGACUUAGAGUUCUCACAUUAUCUUUCCUCUAUUCAGGCAAUGAGUAGGGGCAGUCCAGGGGGCACUUGUGUAGGGAAUGGACAGUACCAGCCCUGGCCACAGAGUAGCAGGUACAACCAGUGGCAAACCCAGCAACCAUUGGGGUAUGAAGUUCUCACAAAAAGCUGGCAUGCUGGCCAUGAAUCAAGCAGUACAAGUGAUGACCAAUCUUCUAAUGGUGAAGCAUCAGUGUCUACAGAUAAUGUGGCUGAGAAAAGUAGAAGACACAGUAGUGCUGAGGGAAUGAGAGAUGGGCGUACAAUACAUCCACCUAUAGGGAACAGACAUCGCAGUUUGGAUGACCUAGUGCAUGACAAUAGGUCAAAGAUGUGGCCAGCAUGUGAUCCAGGGAUGAUGCCUGGAAAUAUGAACUUGCUUGAGAGAGGCAGACAUUCAGUUAAUGUUCCAGCCUUAGUGGGUCAGGCUGGACUACCAGGGGGUCAGGCUGCACUACCUGGGGGUCAGGCUGGACUACCCAGGGGUCAGGCUGGACUACUAGGGGGUCAGGCUGGAUUACCCGAGGGUCAGGCUGGACUACCAGGGGGUCAGGCUGGAUUACCAGGGGGUCAUGCUGGACUAUCAGGGGGGCAAUACCAGGCACAGCUAGCCAUGCAGCGGGGCGACCAUUCACCCUGGAAUAAAGGGGUCUUCAAGAAUUCUGCACCAUAUGCUGCCUUUCCAAUACCAGAUGCAGGGGGCGGAGUUACAGGUCAGAAGUAAUCAAUCUCCCUUUACCAGUUACAGUGGGCAGAGUUACAUGUCACAUGUAGUCAGUCUCCCGAUAACAAAUGUUGGGGGGAGCAGAAAUAGUCAAUCUCCCUACAUGUAUAUCAGAUGCAGCAGCAGUCACAGGUCAUUGUCUCCUUACACCAGAUCUAGGGGUGCAGUUACAUGUCAGAAGUUGUCAAUCUCCCAUACAAGGAGUAACAGGUCAGAAGUAGCUUUCAAUCAUCCAACAACACCUACUAUGUUCUCAGGUAAUUUGACUAUGGUGUACCAAUAUUGAAAUUAAAUCAGCGUAGUAAGAUACAACUUUCCCGGACAUACUUUUUACAAGCAAAGUAUUGUCUUGAUAUAUAAAUUACAGCUAUACUUAUAAACUGCAGCUGAAGAAAUGAAUAGAAGUGAAUACUGAAUUUCUAAUAUAUACCAGUUUAGUACUGAAAUAUAAAAUGAUGUUAUAUACAGUGUAUGUACUUUACUUAUAAACUGCAGCUAGAUACAUUGUAUGAAGUUGACUGGGCAUGCACUCACUAGUAGUAAGCUCAAAGGAACUGAAUGUUCAACAAACGUGCUAAUUUAUUGAAAUGGCCAUAAGCAUUAUAGUAUUACAAAUGUUAAAAAUGUUAAAAGCUGGUAAAAUAAUUUCCAAGUAAGUUUUCCACUGAAAUAUCAGGUUUUGUGAGAGGUGCAAG